This is a messenger RNA of Perca flavescens (yellow perch), 2350 nucleotides long. It is a transcript of the gene luc7l3, whose product is annotated as LUC7-like 3 pre-mRNA splicing factor. The transcript is spliced from 11 exons. Gene Ontology annotation, biological process: mRNA splice site recognition. Gene Ontology annotation, cellular component: U1 snRNP. The record is from RefSeq and is a predicted model, not a curated record. Gene Ontology annotation, molecular function: mRNA binding. The coding region runs from base 204 to 1667 and encodes 487 amino acids. Lineage: Eukaryota; Metazoa; Chordata; Actinopteri; Perciformes; Percidae.
UUCAGAGGCUAAACGGGCUACUGCCACUAUGGUGUUAAGAGAACUACUGCCGGACUGGUUGAACGGUUGAACCAUAAACGGGCGGCGUUGUUACAGCGUCUGCCAUUUUGAUUACAAGUACCUUGCGCGCAAUAGAUGGUGUCAACUGGCUCUUCAGGAUAUAUAGUAGUUCUUUAAAUCAAAGCUACAAUCUUGUAGGCAAAAUGCUCUCAGCAGCCCAGUUACUCGAUGAGUUGAUGGGCCGAGAUAGAAAUUUAGCCCCUGAUGAGAAGCGAUGCAACGUGCGAUGGGACGACGAAAGCAAGGUCUGUCGGUACUAUCUGUGUGGCUUCUGCCCAGCUGAGCUAUUCACAAACACCCGCUCUGACUUGGGCCCCUGUGAGAAGAUCCAUGAUGAGAAUCUCCGAAUAACGUAUGAGAAAAGCUCUCGGUUCAUGAAGGAGGGCUAUGAGCGGGACUUCCUGCGCUAUUUGCAGUCACUCCUGGCAGAGGUGGAACGGCGGAUUCGUAGAGGGCAUGCCCGACUUGCACUUUCCCAGGCUCAGCAGAAUGCAGGGGGUCCUGGUCCAUCAGGAAAGAAUGAGGAGAAGGUCCAGGUUCUAACCGAGAAGAUUGAAGACCUAGUUUUACAGAUUGAGGAGCUGGGUUCGGAGGGCAGAGUGGAGGAGGCCCAGGGAAUGAUGAAGCUGGUGGAGCAGCUGAAGGAAGAAAGGGAGCUGCUGAGCUCCACCCCCUCGACCAUCGAGAGCUUUGCGGCCCAGGAGAAACAGAUGGAGGUGUGUGAGGUGUGUGGGGCCUUCCUCAUUGUGGGCGACGCACAGUCCCGAGUGGACGACCACUUGAUGGGCAAGCAACACAUGGGCUACGCCAAGAUUAAAUCCACUGUGGAGGAGCUCAAGGAGAAACUACGUCGUCGCUCAGAGGACCCUCAAGGUGAAAGCCCAGCGCUUAAGAAGGAUCGAGAAGACCGCGAGCGUGAGAGGGAGGAAAGGGAGAAAAAGCGCAAAGAGGAGGAAGAGAAAGAGAAGGAGAGGGAGAAGGAGCGUGAAAAGGAGAGGGAACGAGAGAGAGAGCGGGAGCGCGAGAAGGAGAGAGACCGAGAACGGGAUAGAGACAGAGAUCGAGACAGAGAUCGAGACCGAGACAGGGACCGGAGGGCACGCCGAAGCAACUCUACCAGUCGCCACUCCAGUCGAGCAUCAGACAGGAAGAGGAGCAGAUCCCGAGAUCGCCGGAGGUCCAGGAGCAGAGACAAGGACAGGGAGAGGGAACGCAAACGCAGCAGGAGCCGUGACAGGGACAGGGAGAGGGAGAGGAAGCGCAGCCGUGAGCGAUCUGACAGAAAGCGUCGCUCCCGCAGUCGUGACAAGAGGAGGUCGCGCAGCUCAGAGCGCAAAUCUCACCGCCAUCGCAGCCGCAGCAAGGACCGGGACCGAGAGGAGAAGAGAGACAAGGACAGAGAGCGGUCAUCGAAAGACAAAGACCGUAAGGUAACGGAGGAGAGGAGCAGCUCUAAGAAAGACAAACACUCUGACGGCGAUGCAACUGCCAUCAAGGCUUCGUCAGAAGCGGAACCGAUGGAGACAGAGGCGGCUGCCUCUGCCUCCCCUCUGCUUAACGGCCAGCAAGAGCUCCUCCAUUCUGAAGGUGACACUCAGUCCAAUUAAAACUGAUCUGAUAGGACCUCAGAUCAGACUCAGGGGAAGCUGGGAUAUCUGGUGGAGGAAGAAGUGGAAGAGCGCACCCAUCCUUUACCUGAACCUGACACGUCGCUUAAAAACAAGGUGAACCACAAGUGUGUAGUGGCUUAUUUAAAAACAUGAACCUAACGUGUGUAAAUGAGGGGAGAGGGGAAAAAGAAAUUUACAUUGAUUUUCAUGUUCCAUCGCCUGUCUAUCUUUUGGCUGGAUGAGGGUAGUUUGUGGUUCAUCUGAUGUAUUUCUUGGUCUAGAUGUGGGUCAGGCAUCACUUUGAAUACCAAACAUUGAGAAGUUAAUUAUGGGGUUUUAUUUAGAAAAUCUUUACCCAUCCUCCUUGUUUUUUGGCAUUUAGUAAAAAAUAAAAUACAAAAAAAAGUGCUUGUGGUUUGUUUUGGUUUGUCAGGUUCCACUUCACUCCCUGACCUUUUUUAAAAUGUCAGUUAAAAGCAUAUGUACAAUAUUAGUCCCAUGACAGGGCGUGUCUCUUUUAUUUUUUUUUUCUUCUCCACUUAGAGCUCACAUUGGUUGCUCUUGUCCCCCUGUAAAAUAUACUGAUUUAAUUAUGAUCAAAACAUUUCGAAGACUUGUUUAAAUUUGCUCUGCUUUUAAUGUCCAUGUUGUCUCCAUGAAUAAAAGUAAAAACUUGUCAA